AUGAAAUCCCAUAGCUUAUGCUUUCUUCAAAAGGGACAUAAGGCAAGAAUGUAAAACCAUUCUCUUCAAGAGGCGUCGUUGAUUUAAUACCCAGCCCCUGUUCGUAAGUAAGAACUAUUUCAGUUGAUGCCUGAGUUGUUUUUUUUUUAAUUUUUUUUUUUUUACAAUACCGGUCUUGUUGAACCUUACCAUGUUCGGAUGUGGAUCUAUCUAUGAUACAUUAAUUUAUCCUCAUAAAAUAAGUAUUAAAAAAAUACUAGUAAGAAUGUGGGGUUUAUUUCACCUAAAUUUCCAAGAUUUAAGACCACAUAUCGAUGUUUUCGAAGUUUUUGCUGCCGCAGAGAGCUAUUAUGUAAUGCUGGACUGAAAUUUCAAUCGUCGAAUCCACGCGCAGCACGACAAAAGUCACUCUAACUUUACUAAGUUUUCAAAGCAGAGAAACACUUUGCACAGCUAUUCACAGUCAAAAAAUAGGUGGAGGAGUUCGACGUAAAGAUAAAUUAUAUCUCAAGAAGUUGGUAAAUUCUAUCUUGCAUCAUAACUUCUGGGCACUGUGAAACAAAAAAGAAUCUUCUGUCCGUAAGACAAAGUAAUGACAAAGUCUAUUUACAUUCAUGCCCUGCUCCAAACCUAGUCAAUCUAUUUCCAGUUUAUCUUGGAUCAAAAAUCAAAUGCCUUGGAUAAUUUUACUAAGUUAUUUUCACUCCAUGAAAAACAUACAUAUAUGUUCAUAUGCUACCGUUUUCAAACAUGUUGCAAUGUAAAAGUAUAUAUGUAUUGUAUUGUAUUGUAACUUUGGCAGCAGUUAUUAUAUUUUCUUUUUUGAAGAUUAUCUCUUUAAUUCAUUCCGUCAACACCUCUUUCAUGGGAAAAGAAAAGGUGUAUAUUUUUCAUAUUUAUUUUUGAUUACAACGCUUUAUAUAUGUAUAUGUUUCCUUUUUUCAACAAUGCAAAAAGACCGCGAGGGAGUGCCAUUUCAAAUUUUACUCAGAGUUAUGUUAUUUGGAGCUCUCACUUCCAGGGAUUCGUAUAAUUGCUUUUUGUCGUUGGUCUUGACUCGGAUGAUGAGAUUUUAAGAUAAUCGGAGCAGCACCCAUCACUUUCUGAUUGGUUAUACUCGUGAAAAAUUAAAGUUUUAGAAUUUAAAAUGCGCAAAAGCGCAUUUUAAAUUCUAAAAACUUUAACUGAUUUUUGGCCCAAAGAUGUGAAUUGAAUAAUGGUUUUGCUACAGAAUUUAAUUCUAUUUGGGACGAUAUUCAAUGAUUUUUCUUUAGUCUUAAAAAUUAAUCUGCCUUAAGCAAACCAAUCUUUGACCAGCUGAAUGCUCUGAGAUAUAAUUGCUAUUUAAGGAAACAACAUUCUACUAAUAGCGUUAAGAACUAACUUGAAACAAUGAGCUAGUUCUCAUGAAAAAUGCAUGCAAAUGAAACCAUAUGGUUCAGAAAAAUAACUAACGCUUCAUUAAAACUCAAUAACACCUUCUUGCAGAUUUCAAAUACGUGCAAAUUGCUUGGAAGCCAGAAAAGAGGAAAUUUAGGCAAUGGAAACGUGGUUUUGGGUUCUCGCCUGCUUCCUUUCCAUCCUCACGAUGGUUGGAAAUGGAUUUGUCAUCUUCCUCGUCUGCAGAAGACGUCAGCUUCGCACCAAAACCAAUACAUUCAUCGUUUCUUUAGCAGUGGCUGAUUUUUGUGUCGGGCUGAUUGCUGUUCUUUCACCUUUUGUAUGCAACCUUGCAAAUUGCAACCCACCAAAUAUAGAAGGAUUGCUUGUGCUGUAUAUAAGAAUAUUCAUAGUCUAUGCAUCUGGAUCAAACUUGCUUAGUUUAGUUCUGGAACGCUACAUCGCCGUGGUGAAACCUUUAAAGUAUUUGACUUUUGUAACGCGCCGCAGAGUCACUCAGAUGGUUGUUAUUUCUUGGGUAAUUCCUCUCGUAGUGAUUGUCAUAGCA
Molecule: messenger RNA, 1948 nt
Organism: Pocillopora meandrina
Lineage: Eukaryota; Metazoa; Cnidaria; Anthozoa; Scleractinia; Pocilloporidae
Source: the annotation of a GenBank genome assembly